UAUACACGAAAAGACCCCCAAUAUUGGAAUUUUAGGUAAAUAAUUAAUUAAAAAUUCUUUCAAUAAAUAGAUAGUUGGGACGAAAUGUCAUCUAAAGAUUUGCCAGCAAUGAUAGACAAAGCUUUAAAAGUUAGUGGACAAUCAAAAUUAUAUUAUGUUGGACAUAGUCAAGGGACAGAAAUUAUGUUUACACAAUUGUCUAAUGGAAAUCCUGACUUCUCAAAAAAGGCAAAAUUUAUUCCUUCUUUUACAUAUUUUCCCUCUUUUUUCCUUUUAUUCUUCCCCCUUUUUUAUUAGAUAAUCAAAUUUUUUGCAUUAGCACCUGUUGCUUCUGUCAAAUACAUUAAGG
Meloidogyne enterolobii is the source of this 349-nucleotide messenger RNA. Lineage: Eukaryota; Metazoa; Nematoda; Chromadorea; Rhabditida; Meloidogynidae. The record is from the annotation of a GenBank genome assembly.